Molecule: messenger RNA, 2852 nt
Organism: Nerophis lumbriciformis (worm pipefish)
Lineage: Eukaryota; Metazoa; Chordata; Actinopteri; Syngnathiformes; Syngnathidae
Product: leucine-rich repeat transmembrane neuronal protein 4
Molecular function (GO): protein binding
Source: RefSeq, a predicted model, not a curated record
CACGCCAUGGCGCUUCAAACUUGUCCAUCUUAGACCUCUCUCUGUUUCUUUCCACUUCAUCACACUUGUGUCGUGUGCGCGCCGCACAUUCAACAAUUGGCCGCUGGAUGUUGACACCUUUUUCUCCCGCAAGACCGGCGGCGAGGCUUCGGGCGUCCGGCCGCAGCAUCUCUCCCAGGACUCGGCGGGGUGGCCGCGUGACGAGUCUGCGUGGGGUCUUCACGUCGUCUCGGAGCCGCCGCCGUCCCUGACAGGUGCGCGUCGUGUGCGCCAAAGUGCGCGCGUCAUACAACAAUUGUUCCGGCUGCGUGGACUUUAUUAGUGGAAGAUGCGGAGGAGCUGGGACGCAUGCAACAGAACAUGAGGAGGAGUCCACACCGCGCAAGUAUGGGACUUCCUGUGCUUUGCAGAUGGCUGGUGUUCAUAGCGGCGGUGCCCGCCUGGCUGCUGGCGGCUCCAAACGGCAACCGCGAGCGUCCCUGCCUUCCGAGCUGCAGAUGCGACGGCAAAAUAAUCUACUGCGAAUCCAACGCGUUCCGUGACGUGCCGAGCAACGUGUCCGUGGGAACGCAGGGACUCUCGCUGCGUUACAACAGCCUGAUGAACCUCAGGGCCCACCAGUUUGCGGGCCUCAGUCAGCUGGUUUGGUUGUACCUUGACCACAACUACAUCGGCGCCGUGGACGGCCAAGCGUUCCACGGCAUACGCAGGCUGAAAGAAUUGAUUCUCAGCUCCAAUAAGAUCACCCUGCUUAAGAACAACACUUUCCAUGAUGUACCCAACCUCCGCAAUCUGGACCUCUCCUACAAUAAACUGCAGGUACUCCAGCCUAAUCAAUUUGUGGGGCUGAGGAAGUUACUCAGUUUACACUUGAGGUCCAAUUCUUUAAAAACUGUCCCCAUGCGGGUUUUCCUUGACUGCCGCAACCUGGAAUUCCUGGAUAUUGGCUACAACAGGCUACGGAGUCUCACUCGUAACGCCUUCGCCGGACUCUUCAAGCUCACCGAGCUGCAUUUGGAGCACAACCAGUUUUCCAAGAUCAAUUUUGCACAUUUCCCCCGCCUGACCAACCUGAGGGCCCUCUACUUGCAAUGGAACCGCAUCAAAGUGCUGACUCAGGGCCUGCCGUGGAUGUGGACUUCCCUGCAAAAGCUCGACCUGUCUGGAAACGAAGUCCAGACCUUGGACCCGAGUACGUUCCAAUGCCUGCCCAACCUCCAGACGCUCAACCUGGACUCCAACAAACUGAACAACGUGUCUCAGCAGACAGUGGAGACUUGGAUCUCCCUCACCACCAUAAGUCUGGCGGGUAAUCUGUGGUACUGCAACCCAAACAUAUGUCCCCUAGUGGACUGGCUCAAGGCCUUCAAAGGGAACAAGGAGACCACUAUGAUCUGCACAGGCCCUAAGGAGGCACAAGGAGAAAAAGUAAGCGAUGUGGUGGAGACUUAUAACAUUUGCACAGUAACGCCGAGCCCCAUUACCUCGACAAGGGCACCGCUCACGUCUGCAUUUCAAACCGAACCGCCACCCCUUCCCACGCAGCCUGAAGUGGACGAGAAGUUCACAGGGAACAGGACAGCAACCCCAACCCCUACCCAGGCCUCCCCCACCAUCCCUUUACCAGAUUCCGAGUACGUGUCCUUCCAUAAGAUCAUCGCCGGUAGCGUGGCUCUGCUGCUGUCCGUGGCUAUCAUCCUCCUUGUCAUUUACGUCUCAUGGAAGCGCUAUCCCAGCAGCAUCAAACAACUUCAGCAGCGCUCGGCGGUCAAAAAGCGGCAGAAAAAAACCCGGGAGACCGAGCGCUCGCUUAGUUCGCCGCUGCAAGAGUAUUACGUGGACUACAAGCCUUCGCACUCAGAGACAAUGGAUGUGCUGGUUAAUGGGACAGGACCUUACACAUACACCAUCUCAGGCUCCAGGGAAUGUGAGAUACCGCUGCAGCUGAGAGCCAUGACGUACGGCUGCGAGCAGUCAGUGCUGGACUACUGCCACGCUCACCUGCACUUCAACACGGAGCCCCGCAUUCAGGAGACGGACAGUCGCAGGCCGAGCAGGUACCAGCGGGGCCCGACGGCCGAGCCUGUGUCGUCUUUCUCCCGGACCCGUUCCCUCCGACAGUAAACAGCAGUAAAUAAUCUGCAGACUUUUUGGAAUAAAACAAGGUGUUGAAGGGAAGGUGUGCUGGUAAAGAAGCAACAGAGACAGUUAAUCUGCUGAAGAGCAUCCAGGGCCACAGGGUAAUGAGGAGGACAUCAUUCUCAGUGGAAAUAUAAGUCUGCUAUUGAUUGAUGAGUCCCUGACCCAUCAAACCCUCAAUAUGCCUCAAUUAGCCAAGGAGGCUGAACAGCAGCCUGACUUUUAAUGUUCCGCUCCUGCUCUCGCGCUGCUUGUUGAGGAGUGUCAAGGAUAAUACUUCACUCAUUUGUUAAUCCCAUGAAAAAUAUUCUGUAUUUUUGCCACUUGUCCACGUCUGGGUGCCUCUGCUGUGUCAGGUAAAGUAAACAAACGCAAAAGGCUUAAAAAAAAAACAAACACCAGACGUGAGAAACUGUGUUGGAAGUAUUUUUCUGCUGCUUUUUUGUUCCGAUCAUUAUGAAUCUGAGGGGGAAGAAGAAGACCCUGGACCACUUUCAUGUCCACGCUAAAUUACAGAAUGGACGGGAAAAAAAGAGUCACAUGUACAGCCAGAAAAUAGUAUUUGUUAUUACGCUGAUUUGCAUCGCCACAAGGUCCAGCCCCCGCUUCUGCUCCACCUGGGUCCUCUGAAUGAGAGUCAAGCGCGUUAGGCAUUGAGCUAAAAGCCCGGGCUGUCAACUCCUCAUCCAGCGCUCCUUCUUAAGGCAGGGAUA